Dromiciops gliroides (monito del monte) is the source of this 840-nucleotide messenger RNA. Its product is annotated as glucosamine-6-phosphate isomerase 1-like. Lineage: Eukaryota; Metazoa; Chordata; Mammalia; Microbiotheria; Microbiotheriidae. The transcript has a single exon. The coding region runs from base 1 to 840 and encodes 279 amino acids. Gene Ontology annotation, cellular component: cytoplasm. Gene Ontology annotation, molecular function: glucosamine-6-phosphate deaminase activity; identical protein binding. The record is from RefSeq and is a predicted model, not a curated record. Gene Ontology annotation, biological process: carbohydrate metabolic process; N-acetylglucosamine catabolic process; N-acetylneuraminate catabolic process.
AUGAAUAGGCCUGUGAUAGUGACGAUUAAGGCUGACAGUUUAGUGAUAGUAGGUAUAUUGAGUGGAAUCAUGGAUGUGGGUGGGAUAUUUAUAGUUAAGAGAAAGCCAGCUACAGGGAGCACUUUCCUUCAUUCCUACCAGAAGCUGAUUGAGUAUUAUAAGAAUGGGGACCUCUCCUACAAGUACGUGAAGACAUUUAACAUUGACAAGUAUGUGGGCCUCCCAUGUAACCACCCUGAAAGCUACCAUUCCUUCUUCAAGCACAUUGACAUUUGCCCUACAAACUCCCAUAUCCUGGAUGGGAAUGCAGCUGAUCUGCAGGUGGAAUGUGAUGCUUUUGAAAAGAAUAUUAAGGAAGCUAGAGAAAUUGAGCUUUUUAUUGGAGGUAUUUGCCCUGAUGGGCACAUUGCUUUCAGUGAGCCUGGCUCAAGCCUGGUGUCUAGGACUGAAGCAAAGACUCGAGCUAUGGCUACCAUCCUGGUCAAUUCCCAGUUCUUCACCAGAGAACUCUCAAAAGUCUCCACAAGGGCUCUGACUGUGGGUGUGGGUACAGUCAUGGAUACCAGAGAGGUCACAAUCUUAAUUACAGGGGUCCACAAGGCAUUUGCACUGCCUAAAGCCAUUAAGGAGGGGAUGAGUCACAUGUGGACUGUGUCUGCCUUCCAGCAGCACUCCUGUGCAAUAUUUUUGUUUGAUGAAGAUGCAACACUAGAGCUUAAAGUGAAACCUGUUAAGUAUUUCAAAGGACUGAUCUUUGUUCAUAACAAGCUAGCGGAACUACUGUGCAGUAUGAAGGAAACAGAGGAAAGCCAGUCUUCCAAGAAACCAAAUAGUGAUUAA